Messenger RNA from Doryrhamphus excisus (bluestripe pipefish), 3001 nucleotides. RefSeq lists its product as uncharacterized. NCBI's taxonomy places the organism in Eukaryota, Metazoa, Chordata, Actinopteri, Syngnathiformes, Syngnathidae. The record is from RefSeq and is a predicted model, not a curated record.
UUGGUUUGCUUCACAAUGAUAUUGACAUUCUAUACUUUACAAGAAUAGUGGUUCAAUAAUAGCCCUAUAAUGAAAGGCGACGGCAAGAAAUUUUACCUGAAAGACAAAGCUCAGGGCUUCAGCAUUAACCAGGAAGUGGUUUUGAGGAAGUUUGUUGAACACUUAAAGAAAGUCUAUCAGCUAAACGUUGGUUGCGACCUACCAUAAACAAAAAGAAGAAGAAACUUAACAGAUAAAAGGGGCGGCUUUGACCUGAGAGCCAGUCGAGCUCUGUCUAAAAUGCCCCUGUUUCGGGGGGACCAUGCAAUGAAGCCCCAACCCAAGUGGAGGAAACUGGGGCGCAGAAGGAUUACAGAUGAUGAACCUGUGCCGUCUCUGACUCAGCUUUGUCUUCUGAGUCUGGCUGACAACAUGAAGGAGGUGUGGGUGAAAGAUUACGCAGACAAGUAUUUGGACCACUAUUCUUUCAGACACAUCAUGGGACCUUUCAAUUUGCUGUCAGGGGAUCUCGUUGAGGAGCUGACACAAUUACUGUGCACAAGAAAGCAACUUUCCCGUGCUGCUCUCCAUCUUCUGUUGGUGCCCCAGCUGAGAGGCUUAUCCCUGGAGAGAUGUCCUGGUCUGGUCACCUCGUCCCUGUGUGCCCACAUCUCUGCACGUUGCCAGGCAUUGCACAGACUCAGCCUAUCUGGAGCUCAGCAGAUGCCGUCAAAGGUGCUCUCUGACGCCCUGUACUGUCUGCCUGCGCUGCGUUCACUUUCCCUGGCUGGAACACCAUGUGACAGCGCUGUGAUUAGGACCAUCACCCUCCGUUGCCCUUUGCUGCGCCAUUUGGAUGUAUCUCAAUGUCAUUUUCUUCCCCCAUCCGCUCUACUUCUGCUUGGAGGUUUCUGUCCUUCAUCAAACUGUGUGUCUUCCAGUACAUCUGUGUCUGGCCUACCGCUCUGUAGUUUAUUUGCUGUUGAUAUUGGAUUUGGAGACUCUGCAAUGGUGGCUGCCUACCUCCUCCUCUCUUUGCCACACCUUGAGAGAGUGGCCAUGGAGGGACUCUCACAGGCUUUCUUGCUGAUCCAGAACAGGCACUUUGCACUGGCAGAUGAAAUCUCCACUCAAGAAGGACUACCCAGGUUGGAGGAUGUGUGGAAGAAUGCUUGGAGCAAGAGGAAAAUGGAAACUGAAGAAGACAAUCACACACUAUUGGAUAGUGAUGCUAGUGAGAGUGAAGAUGAGGCAGCCACAUGCUCCUAUAGUCUUGCAAAUGAUGAACACCUAACCCUGCACAUAAGAGAUGUUAAAGCCAUAACAUGUGAUUGUCUGGUUAGUUUGGGCUGUUUAUGUCCAAACAUCAAUUCCCUAUCUGUGAUCAUUGAGGAGGAAAAUGGAGGACAAUUCCAAGCAUCUAUCUUAGCCACAGGCCUGCAGCCAUGGUCAGGUCAGCUGUGGAGUCUAUCAGUACAACACCAAGGCCCUCUGCAGGACCUCCUUCCAGCCUUGCAAGUGGCAGGAGCUUCCCUGGUAUCCCUCACUUUGGAAGGAGUGAGAACACACCCUCGCUCUCUGCUGGAGAUCAUCCGCAUCUGUACCAGACUUGAAGAAUUAGUCAUCUGUGCAGAGCCUCCCACCACACUGGCAAAUGAAGUGGAAGAUGUAGUACAGCGAAAUGAGCGUGAUCUUCCAUGUCUGCCCAACCUUAGCUCUCUGGCAUUGAAUUACUCUUAUGAGCACAGCCAAAUGAUGCCUCUCAUCUGCGGGUCACCUUCCUUGAUGAAGGUGAUCAUGUGUCUCCUGACUGGGUCUCCUUUACUUGAGAAACUCUCCUUGGUCUCUUUGCCGUGCCCCCUGAACGGCAUUCUUCAAUGUGUCCUGGAUUUCAACAAAUUUUCAGCUUCUGCCAACUGUGUUCCCAAACCACUGGGAAGACUACAACGACUUAACCUGCAAAGAACAAAUGUAAAGAUGAAGACUGUGAACAAUAUUAUGCAGCGGAGCAAGAGACUGAAGUAUGUAGAUGUGAGUCACUGCUGGCAAAUCAGUCAGCAAGAGUGGUCAUACUGUAAGAAAUCAAGCACAGUCGAAGUCGUCUGGGUGUAGUGCGGAGUCAGUUGUCCAUGCAUCUGUUUUCUUGGCCUCAUUUGGGUUGUGAGCGAGCUGGAGACUGGUGGGAGGUCAGGUGCACUCUGGACUGGUCACCAGCCAAUCAUAGGAUACAUAUAGACAAACAGACAUUCACACUCACAAUUUGAAGUUUAUAUUAAUAACAAUAAUACAUUUUAUUUAUAUUGCACUUUACAUUACAGAAAUCUCAAAGUGCUACAAAGAAAGCAUAAAAUGUACAGUUUAAGUUAAGUUUCCACUUAACCUAAACUUGCAUGGAUUUGGACUGUAGGUGGAUGUGCUAACCACUGACUUGCAAAAAUUUGCAAUUUGAAUAUUUCAUCUGCAAAGCACUAAAUUGUUUAAAAUCAUUGUGAUUUCACAAUGAGGAAAGAAAACAAAUGGUACUAGGAAACUACGUUUAGAAUGAAUUAUGCAGUGAGUGAGCAUCUUCCCACCUUAAGAGUGGUAGACACCUUACAUAUCUUACCAUAUCUUACCAUAUUUACAUUUUUGUCUUACAGUAUUUACAUUUCCAUUCUACUGUCGUCUCGAUUGUGCAUUAAAUCUUGGUUAAAAAGGCAAACUUUAAAUAUAUAACUCAAUAAUUAUUUGUCAUUAUACAGUGUACACUAUUAAUAUACUAUAAAAGUAUGAAUUCAUCUGAAUGUAUGUACUGUAAGUGACUGAUGACGAAUCUAGAUACUUUAUUUUUCUGCUGGAGAGUUUUCCAAUAUGCUGAAAGCACUUAAUUGUUCUGUAUUUUGUGUUCUGAUGUGGAGCUAUACGCAUCCAAAGUGUGAAUGUGAAAGUGCUAUUGCAUACUAUAUUCACCAGAAGACUGUGCUACUGACGAACCACAUCCGUCAUGCUUGUGUAAACCAUACAAUAAACACUGCAUAAUUUG